Messenger RNA from Marchantia polymorpha subsp. ruderalis, 1716 nucleotides. The record is from the annotation of a GenBank genome assembly. NCBI's taxonomy places the organism in Eukaryota, Viridiplantae, Streptophyta, Marchantiopsida, Marchantiales, Marchantiaceae.
UGCGAUUUCUGAUUGUUGCCUUCCUAGCCUGAGACAUACAAAGGAAAUCGGAUUGUGCAUGCAGAGGGCGUUUGCGACGACGAUACAAAACGCUUGGUUUUAAAAGCUUUGUUUCUCUGCAGCUCCGAGCAUUCAAUUGCCGAGCUCGAGGUCCAUUUCUGCUUCGAGACUAAAUAGAGGCAGUCAAGGUAAAACGAGCUGGUGUUUGUUUACAAUCUUGUCGUUCCGUGGACUGUGAUUGAGGUAGAUAUUGGAGCUUGGACAAGCCGGAGCAUAGCUCGAUGAGGCUGUAGACAAGUAAGGGAUAGUGGUGUGUUUCAGUUCUGGAAAUGCUCUUGAAUGAGGGAUAAGGUGUCGAGCAAGUGAUGAAACAAGGGAGGGAGCACGUUCUUGCUUGAGGUGAUGCUGAAACUGGGGCUUCGGUGAGAAAUUGUCCUGAGUCUUUUGCAAUUAUCUGAGGAGCUUCCUGGAGCUAAAGGAGGGAGCGAUGGAGCUUGCUUCGCUGGGAGCGAAGAUGUCGUUCUUGGCAGAAGUUUUUAGUCGUGGACGUAACCAACCUCGACGGAAGCAAUGAGCAGCCGUGCCAGUCGCACCAUAUAUGUCGGAAAUCUGCCCGGUGACGUUCGUGAACGUGAAAUUGAAGAUUUGUUUUACAAGUAUGGUCGCAUCGUUGAUAUCGACCUGAAGCUUCCUCCUCGACCACCUGGGUACUGCUUUAUAGAGUUUGAGGAUGCUCGAGACGCGGAAGACGCGAUUAGGGGUCGAGAUGGUUACAAUUUUGAUGGUAACAGAUUGCGGGUUGAACUUGCUCACGGUGGGAGAGGUCCUCCUUCAUCUGUGGACAGAUACAACAAUUACACUGGAUCUGGUGGUGGAGCAGGCCGAGGAGCCGACGGAGGUCGUACAGGUGGCGUAUCUAGGCGGUCCGAAUACAGAGUUAUCGUGACUGGGUUACCUUCUUCAGCGUCUUGGCAAGACCUGAAGGAUCACAUGCGGCGUGCUGGGGAUGUUUGUUUUGCUCAGGUGUUUCGCGAUGGGAACGGUACAAUGGGUAUCGUUGAUUUUACCAACUAUGACGACAUGAAAUAUGCUAUCCGCAAGUUGGAUGACUCAGAGUUUCGAAAUCCGUUUUCUCGUUCGUUCAUUCGGGUGAAGGAAGACAAAGGCUACGGCUUCAGAAGGUCCGCCUCCCGAAGUGCGAGCCGAAGUAGAAGUCGAAGCCCUGGUCGCACUCGAACUGCAAGUAAAUCUCCGCAUAGUCGAUCAGCAUCUCGCUCUCUAUCGCACUCGAGGUCGAGAUCAAGAUCCCAACGACGUUCGCUUUCCGCAUCCAAGGAGCACAGCCGGAGUGUCAGCUUGAGUCACAGUGGUUCCCGCUCACCUCUACGAACGAGGAGUUCGAGCAACCCACCGAGAAGCCGGAGCACCAGUCCAAAUGCGAAGGAUAAAGUGAUCGACCCAAACUUCAGCGCAUCACCACUUCCGCAUGAAUGAGAGAGAACGUAGGUGGGGCGUCAUUCGCAUUUUCUAGGUCAAUGUGCGAGGAAAUGUCUAUCCACCAACAUUUGUUGGAUGAGCCACGAAAUUGGUUUGCACAAAUUUUGAACCUUUCAAGCAGCUUGGAUGUAUUUCUUGCUUGAUCUUAGGACCGUUGAAGGAUCAUCCUUGGUUGGCAUUUGUGCCAUGUUUUCAAAAAUAUAUAAAAAGGAAUUGUCG